UCUUGAUGGAUUUCUUGGUCGAUUGUAUUGAUUUAGGUGGUACUUUAUCUAUACUUGCUCUUAAUGGAUUAUUCACUUUGAUGUCUAAACAUAAUUUAGACUAUCCAGCUUUUUAUACUCGUUUGUAUGCUUUAUUGGAUGGCUCAGUUUUACAUGCCAGACACCGACCUAGGUUUUUUCGAAUGCUCAAUACGUUUUUAUCUUCAACACAUUUACCUGUGAAUAUUGUGGCUUCAUUUAUCAAGAAAUUAGCUAGACUAAGUCUUUUUGCUCCACCUGGUGCUAUUAUUACGAUGAUUCCAUUUUGUUAUAAUUUGAUUAAACAACAUCCUAGUUGUAUGUCAAUGUUACAUCGACAAGAUGCGUCUACUUCAGUGAGCGCAGAAAACGAUGAUCCAUUUGAUAUAAAUGAACUUGAUCCAUUAAGAUCAGGUGCAAUCUUUAGUUCAUUAUGGGAAUUAUCGAGUUUAAGAUCUCAUUAUUUAUCUAGUAUUUCGACUUUAUCCAAAGUCUUUUCUGAAGCGUUUGAUAAACCAAACUAUGAUUUAGAAGAUUUUUUAGAUCAUACUUAUAAAACUUUGUUUGAUACUGAACUUAAUCGACAAAUUAGAAAACCACCUGCAUUAAGUUUAUUUGCUACUUCAUUUAAACCUUCUAAGACUUUAGAUGGUUUAGAAGUUGAUGAUAUUGUUUCACAGAUUUGGAAGUUUUGAAAGCUUUGGUUUGGUUUGG
Melampsora larici-populina 98AG31 is the source of this 732-nucleotide messenger RNA. RefSeq lists its product as uncharacterized. The coding region runs from base 6 to 713 and encodes 235 amino acids. Gene Ontology annotation, biological process: ribosome biogenesis. Lineage: Eukaryota; Fungi; Basidiomycota; Pucciniomycetes; Pucciniales; Melampsoraceae. The transcript has 5 exons. Gene Ontology annotation, cellular component: small-subunit processome; nucleolus; Noc4p-Nop14p complex. The record is from RefSeq and is a predicted model, not a curated record.